Molecule: messenger RNA, 3385 nt
Organism: Phytophthora nicotianae INRA-310
Lineage: Eukaryota; Oomycota; Peronosporomycetes; Peronosporales; Peronosporaceae
Exons: 1
Coding region: 24-3251 (1075 amino acids)
Source: RefSeq, a predicted model, not a curated record
ACCUCUGACAGCAAGUGCUGCAGAUGCCAUCGUCUCACAUGGCGUUCUGGACUACUUUGCAAAUAUGGGUCUUCAUGGUUCUAGUUGUAGUUGGUCGGGUUGCAUCCGAUGACAAUGUACAGCUCAGCGAGACCUUCGGUGGCUCCCAUGGCACCGAAUUCUCGGACGAAGCUUCGGUUGUGGCUGGGGAGACUAUCAGCUUCAUCACGAUUCGAGCUGGUGAACGGGUCGACGGUAUUUCACUUGGAGUAUCGGCACCUACUGCCCAAACAUUCACUCACGGUGGGUCUGGUGGAACUGACAACACUCUCACACUCGGGACGGGUGAAUACAUCACGUCCAUGACGGCACACUGGGACAAGAAGGACGGCCACACUCGCAUCUUCUAUCUGAGCUUCGGUACCAGCGCCGGCAACACGGUCUCUGGUGGAACGCAGACCGAUUCGGCUGGGUCAGUGACUGCACCCGACGGCUUUCAAUUAGCAGGAUUCUACGGUCGAGACGGAGAUGAAAUUGAUCUCCUGGGUGCGAUCUGGGCAAGCACUGACACCGCCACCGCGGUUCCAGGUACUGUUGUCCCAGCUCAGGGCCCCUCACCAUCAACACCAGCGCCAGAAGACUCGUCGGUGACUCAAAAUUCAGUAACUCAAACCGAUUUGUCAUCGUCUAAUUGGUCGGCAUUGGGGUCCAGUUCGGGACCAAACGCAACAGUGGAUAGUACCUUGGGAUCAUCGACGGAUGAUGGAACGCUUAUAACAUCCGAGCCGCCUAGUACAACUGCACCAACAUCUUCCGGGCCAGCGACACAACUAUCCCAAUCGUUCGGUGGGCCUCAUGGCAAUCAAUUCUCCGAUCUAGCGUUAGCGACAUCGGGACAAACGAUCGCUUCUCUCAUUAUUCGUGCGGGUGGCCGUGUUGAUGGUCUUACCCUCCAAGUAUCUGCACCUACGGCCCAGACAUUCACACACGGUGGAACUGGUGGAACCGAGAACACUCUCACGCUCGGUACGGGCGAGUAUAUCACAUCAAUGGAAGCGCACUGGGGUCAAAAAGACGGACACACACGCAUCUUUUACUUAAGUUUUGGUACCAGUGCAGGGAACACGGUUUCUGGAGGAACAAAGACCGAUGAAAGUGGCUCCGUGACUGCACCAGACGGGUAUCAAUUGGGUGGUUUCUUUGGACGUGACGGUGACGAAAUUGACCUUAUUGGUGUGGUGUGGACGAGUAUUAAAGUUAUUGGGGAAGGUAGCUCAGACAGCACUAGUACGACUGUAUCCGAUAGUGAUAUCGUGCUCAGUGACUUGUAUGGUGGACCCCACGGUGUUGCGUUCUCCGACAUCAACUCCAUCAAGUUCGAACAAGUUGCAACUUCCAUUACCAUUCGUACUGACAAGCGCGUUGAUGCCGUAACGUUGCAGAUUGGAACUCCAGAGGAGGUGACGAUAAACCAUGGAGGAUCUGGUGGAACGGAUAAAACACUUACUCUCGGUGCAGGAGAAUACAUUACAGCGAUGGAGGCUCAUUGGGGGAAGAAAGAUGAUCACACCAGAGUAUUUUAUUUAAAUUUCGUUACGAGUGCUGGUAACUCGAUCUCCGGAGGAACACAGACUGAAGAUAAGGCUACUGCUACCGCUCCUGAUGGUUUCCAACUGGCUGGGUUCUAUGGACGCGCUGAAGCUGAAGUCGAUCAAAUUGGAGCGAUCUGGACGAGAAUUUCAGCCAAAGAUCUAGCGCUCACAGAUUUGGAAGAGAGCGAUAGUCUUACAUAUGGGUCUAGAACUAUUCGCAAUUGGGUGGGGCCUACAAUCGGCGAAGCUGAUGACACAGCGUGCUACCGGAAGUCGGUAGCGUACAAUAGUACCAACAUCUGUCCGUUGGGUUAUGGCAAGGAUGGAGACGACUGCAUAGCGCAGUGCCCGCUGUCGUACCCUGUUUCUUGCUCUCUGGAGUGUAUUCCUCAAAACGAUGACUGUGCUCUCGAGACCCUCUCGAAAAUCGGCUCUGUCGUUGCGGUGGCUCUCAAUGCUGCCACUGCUGGUGUCUUUGGCGAAGUUUUGGCUGCUUACAAGACCGCUAAGUGGGCUAUUACUUGUGUGGCAAACAUUAUUACGGUGAUCCGAGGACUCAUUUAUUACCUUCGGUAUCGGCAAACGACAGCUCCUGAAGGAGACACAGCAGAGCUGCUUGUUGUCGCCUACCAGACUGACGUCGUAGUGUACGACCUCCCUAUCGCCGUGUGUACAUGCCUGGGUAUUCCAGUACCCGCCAACGCAAAAUAUGCCUCUAUGGUACUUAAAGUUGUGGAAGGUAUCGUGAAACAAGCUAUCACUAAUGGCGACGAGAUCAUUUCAACUGGAGAAAAUGUUCUUAACUUGCUCACGGGUACCGGUGCGUUGAAUACGACGGACUCUACAGUUGAUGAGCUGCAAGAUCUCAUUGAUACAAACUCCAGUUGCGGCUACGAACUUAAACAUCUAACGGAUAAAGUUGUUCGCUCGGUUAACGAGAUUCGCAACACUACCCCAGGAGCUAUCGUGGAUGAUAUCCGAGUGAGUGUUUACAAGUCGUCUAUUGUACUGAACGAUAUCCCCGCCGUCACGAAUUACUGUAUGGGCGAACUACUAUACAACAAGACUAUCACAGCUGCAUUCGAGACUCGAGACUUGCUUCGGAAGACCUUCGGAGUCAUCAUUGAUCAGCUUAUUGAGACGGGUACCACUGAUAUGGGAGAAUCGGUAGCUGAAGAUGAGUACAUGUUGAAGGUUUCCAACAUGGGGCUUGUUGCGCUAUCCGCGAUUGAUCCAACCGGUAUCGCUUACAUGGCAUCGCAGUUCGUGCAACCGAUUUGUGGACCCACAGCGUAUCUUGGCGAGAUCGACGAUGGUAGACUUUAUGAUGCUCUUGGUCUCACGACGGUGGACGAAGCCUUUGAAGGGAGUUAUGGAACGUGGACGAAGAAAGGAGACGGAGUUGUCCACCUCAUCUUGGAGAGCGUGGACACCGAGGAUGUGACGGUUGUGAUCCAUUCCGGAGGAGACAAAUACGCCGAGGUUGACGUUGCUGCAGGCGACACGGUCACAUGGGAUGCCACGAUUCCAGAGCUGCAAGACAAAACCAUGUACAUUGAUCGCUGGCGACCAGGUCUUUUGGGUUUGCCAGGAUCAGGAGGUGGCUCAUUGGUCCUUUGGAUUCCGCGGUCUUCUGAAGGAGGUCACAUUGAGAUGCAUGUGCGGAUAAACGUUAGCUGAGCUAUGCGAAACGAAGAGUUAGUGGUGAAAUGAAUGGGUAUGGAGUAUAUUGUUACAAGUUAGCUUGCUAGUAUUGUUAAAACAUUUAUGUAGUUACUGAACAGGAGUUUGAGCUAUACAUUUCUUUUUUUCUU